Molecule: messenger RNA, 1050 nt
Organism: Ananas comosus (pineapple)
Lineage: Eukaryota; Viridiplantae; Streptophyta; Magnoliopsida; Poales; Bromeliaceae
Exons: 2
Coding region: 37-1050 (337 amino acids)
Molecular function (GO): protein dimerization activity
Source: RefSeq, a predicted model, not a curated record
AUCGUGAUUGAUGAGGCGAGGUUGAUUGAAAAUCAUAUGUACAAGCACACCGUUCUCUUGGCAUUGAUGCGAGAAGCUACUCACAAAGAAUUAAAGCAUCCAUGUGCUACAAGAUUUGCUUCAAAUUUUCUUGUGUUGCAAUCACUUGUAGAUGUUGAGAAUGAAUUAAGGCUUUUUGUUGCUUCUGCUGAAUGGAGAGAAAGUAACUUAAAUAAAAGUCGGCAAGCAAAGAAAGUAACUGAGCUAGUCCAAAAUAAUGAAUUUUGGAAUAGAGCAAAGGAGGUCCUACAAGCUUUAGUGCCUAUUGUUCGAGUCCUACGUUUAGUUGAUGGUGAGGGAUCUACUUCUGGAUACUUAUAUGAUGCUAUGGAAAGAGCCAAAGAAGCAAUCAAGUGUCGCUUGGGUAAUAAUCAAAAUAAAUUCAUGCGCAUAUGGGAUUUAUUUGAUGAAAGAAGAAAUGAAAAUAUUAUACAUCCUAUACAUGCAGCUGCAGCUCUUCUGAAUCCAGCUUAUAUGUGUCGUGAAGGGUUUAGAGAAAGUCGAGAGAUGAAAGAUGGCAUAGGUUUCAUGUUUGAGAAUUUAAUUCUUCCAGAGGAGAAAGAAGAUUUUUUAAAACAAGUACAACUUUAUCGUUCUAGAUCAACUUUAAUUUUCAAUUCUACGGCAUUGAUGAUGUUAAAAACCUCACAUCCUCGAGUUUGGUGGGAUUAUUGUGGUGAUCCACUUCCAUUGCUAAGAAAAAAUGUCGUUCGUAUUUUAAGCCAACCAUGUAGUUCUUCAUCCUGUGAGAGAAAUUGGAGUACCUAUGAAACAGCACGAGCAAAGAAAAGAAAUAGAUUAUCUUCGGAAAUAUUAGAUAAUCUUGUUUAUACUAUAAGGAAUACAUUAGCAAUGAAAAAGUGGUCCACUUUGGAAUCACAAGAUUUGGAGCCUAUUGAUUUAGAAAAACUUCAUGAACUUUCGGAGUAUAUAGAUAAUGGAAAAGGUGGAGAUGGAGACGACGGCGUAGAAAUUAAAGAAAAUUCAUUAACUAACCUCGACCUUUUGUAG